AAAAAAAAAAAAAAAAAAAAACCCGCUGACUGGCUUUAGGCACGUCACACUGCUGCUCUCCGUCUUCCGCUAUCUCCUGUCCUACAUCACCUUCAACUACUACUCGUCCUCGGCCCAGGUGUCCUACCGCUUGGCUUUCCUUUCGGCGGCUGCGACAUACGGUAUCGUGGUGUACAAGGGACACAUCGCCCGUGGUCGUCUUCAGGGUAGCGUUCCGAACAUUGCGGUGAAGCUCGCUGGCGAUGAAAAUGUCCAGUAUCUUGGUGAGUAGAAUUGCCAGGUGGUCAAAUUUAACUGGCAUGGGCUGACCAAACACUAGGAAUGGCAAUUGUCUGGCUCUAUUCCCGCCAGGUCCCAUUGGCCCUCCUCCCCUUCAGUGUUUACUCGAUCUUCCACGUUGCGACAUACUCUCGCGCCCACCUGAUCCCCACCUUGCAGCCUCCCGCCCAGGGUGCUGCCGGAUCCGCGUCGCCCUCUUCUCCUGGUGCUGCCAAGCCCGCGGCCAGUCCUUUGGCAGACACCAUUGGAAGAUUCGUCAAGCAGUACUAUGAUGCCAGCAUGGAUCUCGUUGCUGGACUCGAGAUGGCGCUCCUGUUCCGUCUGGCCUUGGGAGUUCUGACCUUCUCUAAAGGAGGCAUCCUUCUCUUUUUGAUCUACGUGGCCUUCUUCCGUGCGAGAUACACCCAGAGCUCGUUUGUUCAGCAGGCCGUGCGCCAUUUCACCGCCCGCGUGGAUGCUUCGGUUUCCCACCAGAGCACUCCCCCCGCGGUGCGCCAGGGAUGGGAGACCUUCAAGGGUGUUGUUCGCCAGGCCUAUGAGAGCACCGAUCUGGGCCGUCUGACCUCUGGAGCCCCGGGCAAGAAGCCGCAAUAAAUGGUAUCUUCGGCGAUGAACGAUCACCGGCCGAGACGCGUGGGACAGGCCCAAUCCGAUUGCGACGCAUUUUAGACGGACUUAGACCAUUCGCGAAGGGCCCGGGAUCACAGAUGGGCGUGUGGGCUCUCGUUUGUAAAGUGAUGAGCAUAUAACGAAUAAUGUGCCAUUGAUCCUAACCAUAUUUGAGUUGGGAAGUGGUUCUUCUUUACGAUAAGCCAAAAAUUGUUUACAUGCUGCAGUGGGAGGGAAUGUGGAUGUGGAUGUUUAGUGCGUGAGGGGGAGAGAAGAGUCGUAUUAUAAUCCUUGUAUUGCCAUUUUGUUGAACUCGGGCAGCGCCCAGUUAGGAAGUCAUGCACAUGCUGGACCUCCGAUGGGAUGUUGAGCCCGGACGAAUUCCAUUGCAUUCCUAUUACACAUGUUUGUUGUUGAUGCAUAAGCUUGUGUCCUAC
Messenger RNA from Aspergillus pseudotamarii, 1325 nucleotides. RefSeq lists its product as uncharacterized. Gene Ontology annotation, cellular component: membrane; endoplasmic reticulum. The transcript has a single exon. The record is from RefSeq and is a predicted model, not a curated record. Gene Ontology annotation, biological process: endoplasmic reticulum tubular network organization; membrane organization. The coding region runs from base 322 to 873 and encodes 183 amino acids. NCBI's taxonomy places the organism in Eukaryota, Fungi, Ascomycota, Eurotiomycetes, Eurotiales, Aspergillaceae.